GUUUCUGUUUUUUCGACCUGCCUGGCCGGCCGCUCCACCCAGCUGAAUGGCUGGACGUCGUCCUCGCAGUCAGUUGCUCUCACAAUCUCUCGUCUCUUGGGUGAAGAAACAUUAUCACAACCUCUGCUCGCCACAUUGGCAAAGGCAUCGCACUCGCGCGAAAGACCUCUCUGUGCAGCCAGUCAGUCAAUCACCUAGAUAGGUACCUAAAGCUUGCUCAAGGUAUCAUUUAGCGUACGCUGCCGAUCCAGUCUGGUCCCCACGAGAUUUUGCAACAAUCCAUCUCGUCCUCUCUUUUGUGUUUCAUUCGUUGUGCUUUAAUCACCUUUACCAUCUGACCCCCAAUAGUUGUCUUCAUCAUCUAACUUGUUUGUCUUCUUCUUCUUUUUUUUUUAUCUAUUUAUUUGUUUUGAUUUAUCUGCCCUUUUUUUGCGGAGUCUCACAAGGCCUGCCACACAUUCGUUUCUUAUUCCCUUUUUUCCUCGGUCCCUUCUGGUUCAGAAAAAGCAGCUCUGCCGCGCCGAAGUGGUUUUGCAUUGACCCGCGCCGCACUAAAACAGCGCGCAGAAGGUUGAUUCUCACACAGCCUGCAGUGAUCUGCGUACAUCUGUUCCACACACAUUCGUUUUCCAUCAAUCCCAGGAACGACGUAAAGCACCGCAAGCAGCUUCCACCUUCGGGAUAACGAGCUGAAUUGGAUUGUCGGCAUAUCGCAACGUUCCUGCCGCAGCUGUCGUCGUCGUGCCUUCACUCCAACUGUUGUCUGUCAUUUCUUAACACAACCCUCGGCGGACCGAAGUCACGCAGCUCCUAGCCACCCAUCGGCAAACACACCACCAUCCUUGGUCUACUCGGCACCGACCAUAAUCUCCAGACUCCUCUCACUCAUUACGAAACCCCGAGUAUCCAGUCGUUUAGCUCGGUAUCUUUCUUUUGGGUAUUGGCAACAUAAUCGAGUAGCAUCAGUCACAUCAGUCACACCUUGCGACCGGUUCUUUGAAGACGCAUACAAACUCAUCGCGUAACCAGAAGAUUAUGACGCAGCAGUAAUCAGGAAUUUAGUUUAGCGACUUGCGCAGUUACUCAAGCCCUUCCACCAGACGACCUGGUCGGUACGCGCCCGGCACGCGAUCCGGCAGAACAUCAUGGCCGAGCCGUCUAGCCAGUGCAGGAUACGGCGGAAUAGAGGACGGCCUGUCGUCAGCAUACGAAGCCUGGUGCUCUCCACGUUUGUGUCUUCGGCGUCUGUGACAAUGGCUGCGUGUAUUUCGAUGCAAGGGUCUACUGCUUGUCCAGCAUUCCAGUCAGCCUCUGUCUCAAAUGACGACUUCAUUGUCGGGCUUUUCUCCUUCAUGCGGUUUGUUUCAAAUACACAAAAUUUUGAUGACCGUUUAAAAGAAUACGUCCGUACGAGCUACGUUCAAGAAAAGUAUCAAACAUUAAUUGGUUGUGGCGGGAUUAAUCUUGCAAACACCACUGAGCAAUAUGCACGAUUUACUACGACAACGAUAUGCAACGCACUGGUGCAAAACUCGAUUGACAGGUGCAGCCUCGGGACAGAGCAAUCCCGUCCUGUCUGCGCCGAGACUUGCGCCCAAUUUGCCCAGAGCGAGGCAUUGAUCGCCUCCGAUAGCAGGUUAUGUGCGAAUCCUGGGAGCAAUGCUCAGAGGCAGAUAAGGGCCGACUUCACCAACUGCGCCCUGCCAGCCAAUUCUCUAUCUUCGCAAACUUGUAUUCAAGGCAUCGCCAACGAGCCCAACAAUUGUGGCUAUGGCACCAGCACAAUCGGCCUGUGCUCGUACUGCGCAUCAGGCGGUAUUAAUUCGACCGACACGUGCUGCUACACAUCCAACGCCCAGAGUAGAUGCGCUGGCGUCGUUCUCCCGACUGUCAUCCCCAGCAUGUCACUUCCGACUGUGGUACCCACGAGCACGGGUACGCCGGCUCCUUCGACCGAACGAAACGGUCUUUCAGGGGGCGCUAUAGCCGGAAUUGUCAUUGGAUCCAUCAUUGGCUUUGCUCUCAUUGCAGCUCUCAUUUUCGUUUGCAUACUUCUCCGGAGACGACGACGCGGCAGCCAAAGUGGGAGCAUCUUCAACCAGCCAUCUCCUGCUCGCAGAGGAGGCACUUCCACCUCGCAGGUGCACAACGUACCUCCAGUAGCGAAUCCGCAGGGCUACGAAGUCUUGCCAGGCGGUAGGAUAGCGAGGAUGUCGGCACUCGAGGGCCAUACUGGAGACUCGCCAUCUCGCCAUGGGUACGGCGGCCAUGAUGGCCGGGGUCUGCCGCUUGGAGCUGCCGCCGUUGGCGCUGCAGCCGGCUAUGGCGCGGGCAGAAGCAGGGGAGGGGACAAUCAAAGCUCCUCUGAUGAUUUUGCCGAAAGCCCCGAACCGGAAUCCCGAGUUGGCGUACUGCGACCGCCGCCUGCAGCUCUUCGGAGGCACGGCUCGCUGUCAAGUGGCUCCGUUCUGGGUGAUCCUAAUUCUCCAGGUAGUGCAGGCGGCAUGUCUUCAUCCCCACCAGGUAUGGCCAGCCAGCAGUCGGAGCAAUUGCCCUUCUUCAAGGAUUACUACUCCCAAGACGACAUUCACCCCGGCGACAGAGUUUCUGUUCUCUGGGCUUACCAGCCUCGCGCUGCCGACGAGUUCACAUUGGAUAGAGGUGACAUGCUUAAGAUCGUCGGUAUCUGGGAUGAUGGUUGGGCUACGGGUGUUCUUCUGGAUGAUCGCGCCGAAGAAUGGGAGGCACGAAGACACAAGCAGCGCGACAGUGGUGUGUCCCACACCUCGGGACCGGCACGAGACGUAUCAUCACCACCGGCCAGUGGCGAGAUAAAGGCAUUCCCUCUUGUCUGCGUGUGCCUGCCUGAGCACUGGAGGAAGACGAUCGAUAGCGACGGCUCGACGGAAGCAGGCUCCAGUGGCUACCCGGUUUGAACAGGACACGUUCGAAACGUCUGAUAUUACGAAUUCUUAUGCCCAUCAUUCCUCGAUUUCCGGAGUUUGGCGACUUUUUCCUCAAAAGCAUCUGCAGAUACCCUGCAAGAUUUGACAUUUUCAGCAUUCAACCACCGUGUUCAACAGCUUCAUCGUCUCAUACGUCUUCCUGCACAUAGACAUCAUCUGAUGCAUAUUUAUUUUGCGACGUUACGCUUAAUGGUCUCAGUUACAGUUAUAGACCUUCUUUUCAUCCAACUUGCCUGUUUAGCCUCAUUGUUCUUGCGUUCGACCAUGGGGAUCGGUUUGGUCCGCCUACUACAGACAUUCACACUUAAUGGGAGGCAUUGCGCAAUAUAAUAAACAAACACCAGAACCCUGUGCACAAACACUCCCCUUUCGUUUCGGUUGUUGAUGCUUACUUAUACCCGGUCUUCAGACCAUCGGUGGUUUUUUUUCUUCUCUUUUAUUUCUACUAUGCUUUAGUGUGAAUGGUUGGAGAGGGUAUAGUCUAGACUAAUGGAUGAGAGAAGCCCGACUUUUCGAGCCAGAUAGAUCUUGUGCAGUCGUGACGGGUUGGAUUUGACAAUGCUAUGAAAACCAAAUCUUGCGUACCCUUAUCUCGAUCACCUUGUCAUCGUCAGCAUAUUACCUUCACUUUUGUUAAUAUACGGCAGUCAACUGUGUCACAUGUACUACGUGUGAUUUUUCUCACAGUAAGUUUGGCCGCUUCGCUCCAAG
This is a messenger RNA of Pyricularia oryzae 70-15, 3677 nucleotides long. Its product is annotated as SH3 domain-containing protein. Lineage: Eukaryota; Fungi; Ascomycota; Sordariomycetes; Magnaporthales; Pyriculariaceae. The record is from RefSeq and is a predicted model, not a curated record. The coding region runs from base 1146 to 2936 and encodes 596 amino acids. Gene Ontology annotation, molecular function: protein binding. The transcript has 4 exons.